Molecule: messenger RNA, 579 nt
Organism: Cooperia oncophora
Lineage: Eukaryota; Metazoa; Nematoda; Chromadorea; Rhabditida; Trichostrongylidae
Source: the annotation of a GenBank genome assembly
AUGUCAACUGAUAAGCCGUGGUCGUACGACACAAACUCUUUAACUUUACAACGCUAUCUAUUAGCGGAACAAAGCCUAUACCCAAAGGCAAGCGGCGAAUUAACAAAACUUAUAACAUCCCUACUGAUAGGAUUCAAGUCUAUUUCGAGUGUGGUACGUAGAAACGGUUUCUUAAAUCUUCAUGACAUUACAGCGAAGACCAAUCAAGUAGAGGAGGCCAAAAAUCUGGACGUUCUUAGUAAUGAGAUUCUUAUUAACAUAAUAACAUCGUCAUUGGCUUGUGGGGGGAUGAUUUCACAAAAGGAUGAUGCCGUGGUUAAAGUUGAUGAAAUAAAAACGGGAAAUUAUAUACUUUGUUUCGACCCGCUAAACGGAUCCUCGGAUAUUGAUUGUAUGCUACCUAUGGCUUCGAUUUUUGGUAUUUGGAGAAAGCGAACCGAAGGCAUGACCCCCGCCACAAAAGAGGAUUUCAUUCAACCGGGAAGGUGGCUGGUGGCUGCCGGUUAUUGUAUCUACGGGUCUGCCACAAUGGUGAUCAUUUCCACAGGGAGCGGCGUAGACGGAUUCACACUUGAUGCG